UGCGGGUGGUACUGGGGCCCCAUGAACUGGGAGGACGCCGAGAUGAAGCUGAAGGGGAAACCGGACGGGUCCUUCCUGGUGCGGGACAGCUCCGACCCCCGCUACAUCCUGAGCCUGAGCUUCCGCUCGCAGGGCAUCACGCACCACACGCGCAUGGAGCACUACCGAGGGACCUUCAGCCUGUGGUGCCACCCCAAGUUCGAGGACCGCUGCCAGUCUGUGGUGGAGUUCAUCAAGAGGGCGAUCAUGCACUCCAAAAAUGGGAAAUUCCUCUACUUCCUGCGCUCCCGGGUCCCAGGUCUCCCUCCGACGCCCGUCCAGCUCCUGUAUCCCGUCUCCAGGUUCAGCAACGUCAAAUCCCUGCAGCACCUUUGCCGCUUCCGGAUCCGGCAGCUGGUCCGGAUCGACCACAUUCCCGAGCUCCCGCUGCCCAAGCCCCUGAUCUCCUACAUCCGCAAGUUCUACUACUACGACCCGCAGGAGGAGCAGUACCUGUCCCUCAAGGAGGCGCAGCUCAUCUCCCGACAGAAGCAGGAGCCCGAGUCCUCCACGUAGCGGGGCGGAGCCGCCCGGCACUGACGGAAUUUGGAUGGUGCCCUCCUGCCAUGGUGGGGGGAGGCCGAGCUCCUGCUGCUGCUGCUCCUGCUCUUUUCCUGGAGGAGAGGGCCCAGCAUUCCUGGGAAGCCAGCAGAGCAGGAUCUGGAGCCCCGGCUCCUGGGAAAAGGAAUCCUGGGGGAACCCAGCCCGGCCCCGCGGAUCCCCGCGGAACAAAGAAUGUCAUGGCACUAUUCCCGAGUUUUCCUGGAAGAUUUCAGUUUGGAUGUCUCUGGAUUUUUAAUUUUUUUUUUUUUUGGAUCUUCAGCAUGAGGAAAAACUGGAUUUUCUGAUCCCGCUGGAUUUUCAGAUCCCACCUUGGGAAUUUCCAGGUGGGGGAGAGGGAGGAGAAAAGGGGGAAUUCUCUGGGAAGAUCCAUCUGCUCCCAGGCAUCGUGGCAAGGCUUUGAUCCUCUCUGGAGAGCUGCAAACGGAGCCAGGGGCUGGAAGAACCCCUGGGAAUAAACAAAGUGUGGAGUUCCGAGCAGCUCCACAGCUCCCCCGCUCCCCAGGAUUUGGGAGAAGAGAUCCAAACCCUCCAGGAGAGGCAGGAGCAUCCUGGGAAAAGCUUGGAGCCGUGGAAGAUGGAAGGAAGGGAGGAAGGAGGAGCGUGGGAUGUGGUGGAUCCAAAGGUGACGCUGCUGGGAGGUUCCCUGGAGCCCUGGGAAGGUGGAAGAGCUGCUGCUGGAAUUGCUGAAGCUGCCCCUGGAUCCUGCAGGGAUCCCAGACCUGGGAUGGGCUCUCCCAGCCUGUCCCUGGUGGAUUCCAGAGGCUGGGAAUGGAGUGAAUCCUCCUGGAGCAGCUCUCUCCUCUCCCUGGGACAUCAGGAACAAAAUCCAAGAGAGUUUUGGCUCUUUCCCUGAUUUUGGGCCCAAAUUCCCUCCCUCGCCCCUUGGGAUCCCCGGCUGCUGCUCCAUCCCCCGAGCAGGAAUUCCAUGGGGGAACUUCCAGCUGGGAAUUCUGGAGAAUUCUCCCCUGCCGUGUGUCAAGGAGCAGCGUUCCAGUGCUCUGAAUCCGAGGAAUUGCCCCAUCCUGCUGGAUCUGAGGAUUCCCUGGAGCCCUGGGACAAUCCCAGUCCUGGAAUUCCUGUGGAUUUCAAUGGAAAAAAUUCCAAGCUGCUUUGCCACAAAAGGUGCUACAAAUCCUGCCCUGCCUGCCUCCUCCAGCUGGGAUUUGGAGGGGGAAAAAAAACCCCACAAUCCUUAAAAAAAUUCCAGGUUUCUGGGUGAAACUGAGCCUGAAAAUCCAUGGAAAUACCUCAUGGCACUGUGUGAGGGAAAACCUUCCCAAGAACCAGGCCUGCUCCAGCUUUUCUUCCCAAAAAA
Zonotrichia albicollis (white-throated sparrow) is the source of this 1918-nucleotide messenger RNA. Lineage: Eukaryota; Metazoa; Chordata; Aves; Passeriformes; Passerellidae. The record is from RefSeq and is a predicted model, not a curated record.